Messenger RNA from Aspergillus niger, 1233 nucleotides. RefSeq lists its product as uncharacterized. The transcript is spliced from 6 exons. The record is from RefSeq and is a predicted model, not a curated record. Gene Ontology annotation, molecular function: zinc ion binding; ubiquitin protein ligase activity. Bases 1 to 1233 code for a protein of 410 amino acids. NCBI's taxonomy places the organism in Eukaryota, Fungi, Ascomycota, Eurotiomycetes, Eurotiales, Aspergillaceae.
AUGGAGGGAUGUGAUUGCGAGUUGAACCAGAGCCAGACGCGGCGUCAUUCCGUCGUUAUCAGCGCCGCACUAGCUUCAGGCAAACAAGCCAAAUGGGGCAAACCGAGCAAACCUCCGCAUCGGUAUUCACGAACUAUUGGAUCAUCCCUGGGGUCGUUUACUCCAUACUACGGAAGCCGCCACCGCGACUGUUCUUUGUCUUGCUACGUCUCCUUUCUCACUCUGUCAAGCAUCUGGCCUAGAAUAGCUUCUGGGUUUAGGAUGGGAGUGACACGUACGACCCCCUCUCGUCAGCAGCAUGCGAGCGCCUCCACACCGACAGACGCUCGGGCUACACGCUCAAGAGCUGUGGCAAGCACCCCCACGUCGUCCAGAAAGCGAAAAGCGAAUGAUCAGAAUGUCACACCAAGCACAUCAUCAAAGAAGUCGCGUCGAUCAGCUCCAAAUGUUCCUACCAAAGAUUCUGUCGAGGUGGUCGAUCUGACUGGCGAAACUCCUAGCCCGCCUAAAAAAAGAGCUCGAGCACCAGCAUCAUAUGAUGAACCAGCUCCUGAACGCCGACUAAGAAGAUUCCGCAGCCACCCUCCCAGUUCAUACCUUGAUAGAGCGGCGCGUGCGCUAUCCCAGCGGAUGUUUGUUGUCGGACAUGCUGUCACAGAAGUCGACGGUGCGCCCGAGAUCUCUUUCGACAUCGUCGGCACCACUGGCAACAUCUACAAGACAACGAUAGGGAAGGUGCCAACCUGCAGCUGUCCGGAUGCUCGAAAAGGGAAUCAAUGCAAACAUAUCUGUUAUGUCAAGGCCCUUAGAGCGCCCCAGCAUCUUCAGUAUCAGUUAGCAUUCUUGUCGUCGGAACUUCGAGAGAUGUACAACGGCUCUCCCAUCAGCCGCGAGCAGUCCAACGCUGAAGAGAACAAAGAUGGGAACAGGAAGCCUGUUGAAGGGGACUGCCCGAUCUGCUUCAUGGAGUUUGAACCCGACAAGGAAGAGAUAGUCUGGUGCCGAGCAGCAUGCGGAAACAAUAUACACAAGACUUGUUUCCAGAAAUGGGCCGCAACUCAGCAAGCUCAAGGAGUGAGAUGCGUCUAUUGCCGUUCUCCUUGGCAAGCAGAUGCUGCUAACUUGAACCUUGACGAACUGGUCAAAGGGGCCAGUGUAGAUUCCGAUGGCUACGUCAAUGUGGCUGACCAGAUUGGCCUGUCUGGCAUUCGUGGUAUGAGACCAACCCUGUGA